ACAGAGGUCCCUCCGCCCGAAAAGUAGUUCCGCACAAAAAGAAGUUCUCCCGGACCUGCACAAACGCGCCCGCUGCGUUGCCCUGGGAAUCCGCGUUGCUCGAGGCGGGUCUUCGCGGCCGGCGGCGGCUGACGCGCACUUCCGGAGGAAUUCCACACCAUGUUGGGCUCUGGUUUCAAGGCUGAGCGCUUGCGAGUCAAUUUGCGUCUUGUCAUCAAUCGCCUCAAGUUGUUGGAGAAAAAGAAAACUGAGCUAGCUCAGAAAGCCCGGAAGGAAAUUGCAGACUAUCUGUCUGCUGGCAAGGAUGAGCGGGCCCGCAUCCGAGUGGAGCACAUCAUUCGGGAGGACUAUCUGGUGGAGGCCAUGGAGAUCCUGGAGCUGUACUGUGAUCUGCUUUUGGCACGCUUUGGCCUCAUUCACUCCAUGAAGGAACUGGACUCUGGCCUAGCUGAAGCCGUCUCUACUCUCAUCUGGGCAGCCCCCCGACUGCAGUCAGAGGUGGCUGAGCUGAGAAUCGUCGCUGACCAGCUGUGUGCCAAGUACAGCAAGGAGUAUGGCAAGCUGUGCCGAACCAACCAGAUUGGGACCGUCAAUGACAGGCUGAUGCAUAAGCUGAGCGUUGAGGCACCUCCCAAAAUCCUGGUGGAGCGCUACUUGAUUGAGAUUGCCAAGAACUACAACGUGCCGUACGAGCCGGACUCCGUGGUCAUGGCUGAGGCUCCUACUGGUGUGGAGGCAAACCUGAUUGAUGUGGGAUUCGUGGAUGACUCAAAGAAGGGCGGUCACGGAGGUGGGGGCGGUUUCAUGACCCCUUUGCCCUGUCCUGAUGGAGUUGUGCCCAUGCCGAUGCCUUCUCCAGCUCCACCUUUCUCCUACCCACCUCCCAAGGGGCCGGAGAACUUCAAUGGGCUUCCAGUGGGCACGUACCAGCCCUUUACUAGCCUUCACCCCCCUCAGAUUCCAGCGACUCCCCCGACAUAUGAGUUCAUUGAUGACAUCAGUGCUGACAAGGCUGUGCCCUCUGCACAGACACUGGGUCCCAGCCCAAAGCCCGCACCCAGGGGGCGCCCCCCCGUUCCUGCAUCCAGUUCCGGGGAUAACUUUGUUCUCCCAGAGCUGCCAUCUGUGCCAGACACACUGCCCGUGGCCUCUGCUGGCACCAGCACCUCCGCCUCGGAAGACAUUGACUUUGACGACCUCUCUCGCAGGUUUGAGGAGCUGAAGAAGAAAACCUAAGAGCACCUGGGGCGGGCUGGAUCACCGCUUCCCCUGUUAGCAGCAUGCCUGCGUGCUCUCUUCUCCUCCUCCUCUUCCUCCUCUUGGCUUUCUCCCUGCUAUACUUACACCAAACGCCACUGCUUUUCCAAUGCCCUCCAUUGUGCUCCAGAAGGGGGCCUGCAGAGCCUCCUUGAGACGGGAGCAGGGAAGAACUCCAUUUGGCCUGAGUUGCCCCAGAAAAGCUUUGCUUUGCUCUCUGGGAAGGGGAAGGGGGUGGUGCUGUUAGUGUCUCAUCUGGACCAAGGGCAGUUUAGCAACACCCGCCAGAAAGUUCUGGGCAGCCUGAUGGAACAGACGCUCCUUCAGGGGGUGCUGCAGAAGGCGGGCUGCCUUGAUGCCCCCUAGCGUUGUGUGGCCUGCGACAUUCUCAGGGAGCCCUUUAGGGCCUUAUGACGUUCCUGCAGGGCGGAAGGCCGGGGAUGAGUGAACGUGGGGGCCACGCCUGCCUGGGCAGCUCUUGGCUCUGUGAUGGGUCCUCUUGCAGCUGGUGGAGAAGCAGGCGCCCUCUUCUGCCUCUGACAGAUCCUGGUUCUGCCUUAACGUGGCCCAGAGAAGGUCCCGUCUGGGUUUGGGGCCACCACUUGACUUGCGCGUCGUUGCUUCUGGCACUCCAGCCAUUUAUCUGGCCACUGGGAAGGCCACAGGUGGCAGGAUUCCGACAGCUGCCGCUGUGGACCACUUUUGCUCUCCGUUGUUACAUCUCUGUGCACCAGUUUCACAUGGCUUUUCUGGGACGAUUUGGUGGGUUUAUACCUUCUCUAUUCUAAAUAAAGUUGAGGAAUAGUC
This is a messenger RNA of Varanus komodoensis (Komodo dragon), 2064 nucleotides long. RefSeq names its product IST1 factor associated with ESCRT-III (gene IST1). Gene Ontology annotation, biological process: protein transport. The record is from RefSeq and is a predicted model, not a curated record. The transcript is spliced from 10 exons. Lineage: Eukaryota; Metazoa; Chordata; Lepidosauria; Squamata; Varanidae. Bases 160 to 1236 code for a protein of 358 amino acids.